Aspergillus mulundensis is the source of this 1812-nucleotide messenger RNA. Its product is annotated as Zn(II)2Cys6 transcription factor. The transcript has 3 exons. The record is from RefSeq and is a predicted model, not a curated record. Bases 1 to 1812 code for a protein of 603 amino acids. Gene Ontology annotation, biological process: positive regulation of transcription by RNA polymerase II. Gene Ontology annotation, cellular component: nucleus. Lineage: Eukaryota; Fungi; Ascomycota; Eurotiomycetes; Eurotiales; Aspergillaceae. Gene Ontology annotation, molecular function: DNA-binding transcription factor activity, RNA polymerase II-specific; zinc ion binding; transcription cis-regulatory region binding.
AUGGAGGCUCGUACGAUGGUCUGUGAUCCGGCGCAGCCUCCUCAGUCUACACCAAAUAACGAACCACCUCAACCGGACAAGAAGAAGCGCGUUCGCCGAUGGCAUCACCGCGGGUUCACCGGCUGCUCGACCUGUCGCAGACGCCACGUUCGCUGCGAUGAAGCCUCUCCGACCUGUCGGAACUGUACUCGACUGGGACUGGAAUGCGAUGGAAGUCAGGGACGGAUGACAUUCAAGGUCUAUGGACCUCCAGCGCCGCCGAACGGGCAAUCAAGUUCACCGACGAAACGGGAGAAAUCGAAAUCGAGGGCGGGCCAGAAACAAGUCAAGAAGGAAGAUACGGAUGUGGAAGGCGUGGUGGUCUCGCCGACGACUUUUCCCGAUUCCAAACCGUUGGUGUUCCGGUUCGAGAACCCGAUCAUCGGACCGUCUGUUGCCUCUAUACCCGAUGAUGAAAAAGGGAAAGUGAAGGAAGAGCCUGAGGAUGAGAAGUUGGUGCUCGCACGGACGGCGGGGAAUGUGAAACCGAUCGAGUACAUUUUCGAGCACCACAAAUUACCAUCGUCAUUGGACUGCCUGCAGGGCCGUUAUUAUACACAUUUCGUUAACGAAGUCGCUACGCUUUUACUCAUUUACGAUACUUCCACCAAUGUCAAUCCGUUUCGACGAUGCUUUCCCGACGUGUCUCAAUCUUCGGUGUCGAUGGCGAGCGCUAUGGAAGCUCUGGGGGCCCUGCACCUUGCAAACACGUCAACCGGCCCGCAACGGAAUGUGCAUUUCCAACAUGCUAUGGGCAAGUACGGCGAGGUCGUCAAGUCGUUUAGGACGAGGUACGAAAUUGGCCAGCGAUCACGGCUUCCAGAUUUCGCGACCUGUCUGCUGUUAGCUCUGUUUGAGAUGAUGGACUCACAACAUCACAACUGGGCCAUUCAUCUGAAAGGCGCCCGCGAGAUCUACCGAUGGAUGUUCUACCCAAACCCCGACCCAACCCUCGAAGCCCAGCGCGUCGCAGAAAUGAACCACCCUCUUCGGCGCUUUCUCGUUUCGCUCCUGUCCUACCUCGACGUAGCCGGGGCAUGCGCCACCAGCGACGGCACUGUCGUCGAAGGAAGCUACUGGCGAACGCUCGGCGGCGGCUGGGAAUACAACCUCGGAAUACCCAGUCUCUCGGAACCAGCCACCGACAACGGCCUACUCCUCGAACUGCGCCAAUGCUGGUCUAUCAUGAUGGAAAUACAGGCCUCCAUCAGCUCGUUCGGUAAAGCAAAGCAGUCGGGCUGGAUGACGCCCGAGCAGCAGGAUCUCAUGUACCAAGAGCUUUUACAGCGAUUAGUGCAGUGGCGCCUCAACGCGCCGGAGUGCCUACAGAAGUUAGGAGAUCUAGACGACGUCAGUCUAGCGCAGUACCCGCACCCUGAUGUUUUGGAGUAUGUUGGCUGCAUUGAAGCCUACGAAAAAGCGACAAAUAUCUACCUGCACAAAGUCGCAGCCGCUGCGCGGCCGGAUCUCGAGCCCCAACGAGACCUCUUAGCCGCUUUCUGCACCAGGAUUCUUGCGCUCAUCAGCAAGUUAGCGAAAGGCGUCGGGCGGCUGGCCGCCACUUGGCCGCUCUUCAUUGCAGGACGGGAGAGCCGGGAUGAGUGCGAGCAGAAAUUUGUCCGCGAGACGAUGAUUGAUAUGCAGCGGUACGGGUUUAAGAACGUCGAGAAGGGUCUUGAAGAACUUGAGAAGGCGUGGUUCAAGCGGCGAGCCUUCCCUGAGGACUGGGUUGACACGAUGGAGGACGUUCGCUCGUCGAUUCUUCUUCCCUAA